AAAAGAGCAAAUAAAUGGCUUUGAUUAAUGCUGUUGGUCAAUCUUGCUCUUUUUAAUACUUACAUUCUUGUUUGAAAGCCAUUUAUUUGCCUUCGCUUCUGUUGUUGAGAUCUGUUCAAGGAGCAGUUUGGAGCCACGGCCAGGAGGGAUUUUAUAGUUGUGGUAUGUGCUAAUUAUACCUGUUCCUGGGCCAAGAGACUCUACUCACACAGACUUACGUCUUAAUUGCCUUCUGAAUGAAUACUGCAAUGCGCUUUUCAUGGUCCUGCCCUUGAAGCUGCAGCAGGUGUAAGAUGCAAUGGUCUGGGCAGUUAUUUAUUUAUUUUUAUUGAUUGAUUACAUUUGUCUGUCAUCCAUCUUUUCACAAGGCAAGUCAUGUGAGCUCAUUAUGUCAGCUUCUUGAUUGAUGCUUAUUUCGUCUCUACUCAAUGCAUUAGUUACCAGUGUGCUUCUGAGUUCAAUUCAGGUGGUUGUAGUUACUUAUAAAGCCCUGAAUGUGAUGGGUUUGGAUAAUUUAAGGGUUUUCUUUCCCUGAUUGUGUCUAUCCAUCCCAUCAGAUCCAGCAGGAUAUUAUUAAAGAAUAUCAUUUGGUGGAAUUCAGAAGAGACCUUUUUCUGUCAUGGUACCCACUCUUCAGGACAUCAUGUCCUGGGGAUUAGAUUAGUCCAAACCUGGUUUCUUUUCAUACAGCUUUGAAGACCAGAUUAUGCCACUGCACAUGGAAUCAGAAUUUGUGACAGAGUCUGUCGGAUGGUUAUGUUAGUGGUUCAGAUGGGUUUUAACCUUGGCUGCCGGUUACAUACAGUCAGGUCCAGAAAUAUUGGGACAUCGACACAAUUCGAACAUCUUUGGCUCUAUACAUCACCACAAUGGAGUUGGAAUGAAACAAACACAAUGUGCUUUAACUGCAGACUGUCAGCUUUAAUUUGAGGGUAUGUACAUCCAGGUCAGGUGAAUGGGGUAGGAUUUACAGCAGUUUGCAUAUAUGGUAUAGCAUACUUUAUGGAACAGAAGAUUUCCCUACCACCACCACUACAAAAUCCCAACCACGUAUUGUAAAAUGUCUACAAUAUAUAAAUAUAAAAUGGCGACCAAACUCUUUACAACCAAAAGGGGACCCCACUCAAUUGGCUCUUGUUGCCUUGUAUAAUAUCGAUUAUUUUUUCCAUUAUGUGUAUCAUUCUGGUUCUGAAGGAGAGAAUAAACAAAUGUCAUCAACCCAAGCUUGCAAAUCUGGAGUGGCACUGGUUCUCCAUUGUCUUUGCUUUGUUCUGUUCAGUAAGUUCAUAGUUCUUCAUAUAUUGAUAAAUUGUAAUUUUUUGUUAUAUAAUUCAAAUCACAUUCACAGUUUUAAGCCGCCUUCUUCUUCUUAAAACCGUGUUAACUAAUUUAGGAAUAGGAAGCAAAAUGAGCCAAUAUUAGAUACGUUAGUGUACCUUCCAUUAUUUUCAAUGAAAUUGGCAGCCUAUCUUUUUAAAAGAUUCUUUGAGGUUGCCAGGAAAUAUUAAAAAUAUUUUGUUGAAUUAGUCUCAAAUUCAUAGAAACAUAAUAUUAAGAUUCUUAUCCAUUUAUUUCUUAGGAUAGGUUUUCUGACACUUCCUUUUGCAAAUAUUCACCUUAAUAGUUCUCUUUUAAUUGCCUGUAAAAUACAGUAGAAUUAAAAUAAUCAAAAUGCAUUUCACUGAUGGUAAUAAUUUAGGAAUUUCAGAUGAUGCUAAUGUAUCUUGAUCAUAUUGUGAAAUCAAAAGAUACUUUAAUCGAUUAUGCUCUGGUGCUUAAUUUUAGGCAAUCCAAAUUUCUCUUGAGAUAAAUCCAGCAUCUUGAAUUCCAAAAUUAGAUUAUUAAUUUGUGGAAAAAGAAUUUACCUUCUAUUUUCAAACUGGGAUAUCACAAAGUUUAAGUUUAUCUUGUGAAUAAGAAUGCAAAUUAAACUUAAUUAAUGCUAGAAAUAUUGUUGAAUUAUGAAUAAAAGAAUCCCUAUUGUCAUAUCAAAGGUGUAUAUAUAAUAUAAAAACUUUCUGAUUGGGCUCAUAAUGUUUCUUGAAUUUGACAAUUAGGAUUCCAUAGAAAAAAUAUGCCUACUGAUAACAUUUAAAGUCAGGAUAGUUUUAAUCCCCCUCCCCAUACUCACUAUAACAUUCCACAUCUUACAAAAUCUCUACUGUAGUUCUAGGGGAUAUUUUGCUUGUUUGAUUAGAUAUCACUUAAGACAAAGGUAGAAUAUAUACUAUAGAUGAGAUUUUUUUCAUUCUAGCAACUCGUCUUUCUUCAUUUUACUUCUGGUUUUGAAUUAAUGUUCAUUUAGAUAGAAAAGGAUCAAAGCAUACAUGGAAAUACAAGAUGCAUUUGGAACAUCAAAUAAUUUUACAUCUGGUAAAUGAUGUACUUCUCACAUUUCAGAGGCCAAAGAGUAGUCAAAGCGUUGCAGCUUCCCUUAGCCAAUGAUGGCAGCAGCCGUUCCUCCUCGUUGGAAAACUCACCCCAACAUCACACACCUCCAUCCCGCCCUCGAAAUAUCUUGGGCCUUCCUCCUCAGCCAUCAUUCCUCAUGCACAGGAGCAUGGAGAGCAUAGAAAUUGAUCAAAAACUGCAGGAGAUCAUGAAGCAAACUGGUUAUUUGACCAUUGGAGGCCAGAGAUAUCAAGCUGAAAUCCAUGACUUAGAAAACCUUGGUGAGAUUGGUAGUGGGACGUGUGGACAGGUGUGGAAAAUGCGCUUCAAGAAGACAGGACACAUCAUAGCUGUGAAGCAAAUGCGUCGUUCUGGUAACAAAGAGGAGAACAAAAGGAUCCUAAUGGAUUUGGACGUGGUGCUGAAGAGUCACGACUGUCCCUACAUCGUUCAGUGCUUUGGGACUUUCAUCACAAACACUGAUGUUUUUAUAGCCAUGGAGCUAAUGGGCACCUGCGCAGAGAAGCUGAAGAAACGCAUCCAAGGUCCCAUCCCUGAGAGAAUCUUGGGAAAGAUGACUGUGGCGAUUGUGAAAGCCCUCUAUUAUUUGAAAGAGAAGCAUGGUGUCAUUCAUAGAGAUGUGAAGCCUUCCAAUAUUUUGCUGGAUGAGAGGGGGCAAAUCAAGUUGUGUGACUUUGGGAUCAGUGGGAGGCUGGUAGAUUCAAAAGCCAAAACCCGGAGUGCUGGUUGUGCAGCAUAUAUGGCGCCUGAAAGAAUAGAUCCUCCUGAUCCCUCAAAACCAGAUUAUGAUAUCCGUGCAGACGUGUGGAGCCUGGGCAUUUCCCUGGUUGAGUUAGCUACAGGGCAGUUUCCCUACAAGAACUGCAAAACAGAUUUUGAGGUCCUCACCAAGGUUUUGCAGGAAGAUCCUCCUCUUCUCCCAAAUAACAUGGGGUUUUCUGUGGAUUUCCAGUCCUUUGUAAAAGACUGCCUUACUAAAGAUCACAGGAAGAGACCAAAGUACAACAAGCUACUUGAACACAACUUCAUCAAGCGUUACGAGACACUGGAAGUGGAUGUGGCAUCCUGGUUCAAAGAUGUCAUGGCUAAGACAGAGUCACCCCGCACGAGCAGCAUCCUCAGCCAGCAUCACCUGCCAUUCUUCACCAGGAUAAAAGAAAGAAGAGAUGGGAUCCAGUCAUUUAAAAUCCGAAGGCACCUUUUAAACUGGCCAAAGCUAACAGGUUGAUGGAGGCAUGCCAGAGGAACCGUGGUGUCUCAGUCACUAAUCUCAUUUUGUAAUUAGCAGGCAAUCGGAGCCAUCUGAAAGUCUGGAAAUGAAAGGUGGCCAGAGAGUUUUGGAAGUGAAUCGGGAAGUUAUUUUCAGGCAGUUCCCAAUGGUAUCUUUUCCAAGGUUCUGGGGCUAAUGAGCAACUUGGAACCUCUAAAUGUUGUCCUGAAGAUGAGACUUGUUCUUGCUUUCUCCUACUAGCAAAAGCUUGGAUAUUACGGCGGAGGCCAGAAAAGACCCCACACAGCUUUAUCCUCAUCAGGAGACUAUAGUUGUGUAGGGCUGAAAAGGAGGUGCGUUUGUACUUAUUGCGAUCCCAGAUACAUCCAGCCUGAUAUCACCCUGCAUUCUGCAUUCAGUACAUCUUGAUCAUUUUGCAAAAGAAGCCAUUGCAUUUAAAGCAGCGGUCCCCAACCUUGGCAACUUUAAGACCUGUGGAUUUCAACUCCCAGAAUUGGAAUUCAAUUCUGGGAGUUGAAGUCCACAAGUCUUAAAGUUGCCACGGUUGGGGACCCCUGAUUUAAAGGACUGAAGGUGGGGACCCCUGCCACGGUUGGGGACCCCUGAUUUAAAGGACAGAACCAGUGAAGGAAGAAGAAGCUUUAGUAAAGCCAUGUGUUCAAACUGGGAAUAUGGAGGGCUUGGUUAUUAGAGGCAGGUUGCAAUGAAAUCAGAUGGGCCUUGCUGAGGUUUCCUCGUAGAAGAUCAAUGUGCAAAUCUUGCUGGAAAAUAGAUGAAUAAUAUGCAUGUUAUAUGAAUGCAGUGCUUUUGAAAACAAAUCCUAACAAAAAUUGCAAAGUGUCAAAAGAAUUUGGAGAGAAAAGAGAAUUGUUUGUACAAGAUGUAGAUCACCUGCUCAGCCAACUGGAUUGUGGUUACUUCAUCAUAUAGCAUACUAAUAUUCCACCAGCUUUAAUUAUGACUAUUAAGGUGUCAUUUUUCAGAAACUGAAAAAAGGCAAUUUGUCUUACACACUAACUUUACAAGGCAUAGGAUUUGUGUAAGGAAAAAUAUUUUUGGUAUGUGUUCUAUGAAAACAUAAGAGAAAAUAGGAAGUGAAA
Molecule: messenger RNA, 4743 nt
Organism: Crotalus tigris (Tiger rattlesnake)
Lineage: Eukaryota; Metazoa; Chordata; Lepidosauria; Squamata; Viperidae
Gene: MAP2K7
Product: mitogen-activated protein kinase kinase 7
Exons: 12
Coding region: 2378-3640 (420 amino acids)
Biological process (GO): protein phosphorylation
Molecular function (GO): ATP binding; protein kinase activity
Source: RefSeq, a predicted model, not a curated record